GUGCUCGGUGCGAGUGCAUUCGAGCCAAGAUGGCGGCAAAGCGCAAGAAGGCCGCGCCGCGCCGGCCCAAGCGCAAGCGCGAAGAGAUCGUCGAGCGAUGCGUCGAGAGGCCGACAGGGCGGACGUACCGCGUGCUCGACGGUCUGCCGGACGACCUUGCGCCCGACAUUUGGGCUGCGAUCGAGCGGUUUGAAGAUGCGCAGCUCGCACCGGCGGAGCGCACGCAAUCUGCAUGUCCUUUGCCGGCCAGCGUUAGUAUGCACGAUGAUUUUUGCCCCGAGAGCGACGACGACGAAGCCAUCGAAGCGACGUACACAGCGCCAGAUGGACCUUCCUCGCCACGCCAUGCACCUACCGUACACGACGUCGGUAUGGUUGACGACAUGAUUGUACCCUCCACACCGUCGCCGACCAAGACCGACGAGGCGCCACCAUCCGAGCCCUCGCCUCCACGAACGGCGCCGACGAGCGCGAUGAGGACCACCUCGACACCGUCGCCCGCCAAGCCCUCGCCUCAAAACACAACCCUCGAGAUUGUGACGUGCGCGAACAUGAGCGCUUCUACGCCGUUGGUUCUCGAAGACAGCGCGACAGAGGCAACUGCGGAGAGGGAUGUGCCGGCGUCCCCCACGCAGCACUCCCCUCCGUCCAUGGUCCACGACGAGCACACGGCGUCCACGCCAAGCGAGACGCCGUACUCGGCCACGAUGCGCUUGUACGACCUUUCUGCUUCGGCACCUCCGCCCUUGGUUUUGGUAACGGACGAGGCGGGGGCUGCUGAGCCAGCGUCGCCGCCCCAUGUGCAAGGCGAUGCCCUGCAAGUGCUGCUCUCGCUCUCCGACAAGUGUCCGACCUUGGCGUCCUGGCUCAAGCACGAAGACGACGACGUACCGCUGGCGUCGCUCGACAACGUCUUUGACGAAUCCGACGAGGCCCCAACGACUAAGAGUGUGCCUCGCGUGGACAUUGGACCGUCCAUGGCAGUCUGGUCAUCGGCGUUGCAAGCGCGUUGUCAUCUUCUUCCGUCGCACGCCGCGGCACCAGUGUCGCCCGUGCUCGUGUACUGGAUCCAGCAUACGUGGCGGAUGCAUGACAACUACGCGCUGGUUGCGCUCUCGCAUCUGAGCCGACAACUCGAGCUACCGGCUGUCGCUUUUUGCGCCCUGCCCCGCGCCAUGGUGUCAGUGGCAUCAUCGCCAACGCACGAGUGCUUCCCGUCCGCGAUCGCCGACGUCCGCCGGCAGCUCCAAGCCCACAGUAUCCCGCUCUACGCGAUCACCGAGUCCACUGACGAGGCCAUCGAGACGCGCAACGCGCGCCUUGUGCAAGCCCUCAACUCGUUUCGUGCGCAACUCGUCGUCACGGAUGACGGACAUAUCACCAGCCGCACGGUGGCCCGGCUUGCCGCGGAGCAGCUCACGUCGUCGCUGCUGCUCGUCGACAGCACCUGCGUCGUGCCGUGGCGACACAUGGCAUUAGUCACCAAGGAAAUUUUUAAGACCACGUGGGCCGUGCAGCUUGAGGACGGCCUCCGGUCGGCACCCCCGCUGGACUUUUGCCCGCGCCGCCAAAGCUCCGUCUUUCCGCCGCCCAUGGCGCCGCCGUUCGCCGUACACACCAUUGCAUGGUAUUUGCUCGACCGGUCGAUGAUGACAGCGCGCAACAUGAGUGAGACGGCAGCGUUGGCGGCCCUCCAAGAGCUCGUGCAGAGCAGUAUGGUGCCACGACCCGCCAUCCAAGACGAACUCCACGGUCGAGGCAUCUUGUCGGCGCUGCCAUACGUUCGGUUUGGUUCCCUCUCGCCCAUACAUCUGCUGCAGUCGCUUUUGAGUCUCCAGUCCAAGGUCCUAUACACCCGUGCGAUCGAACACAUUGUGCUCGCGCACGAGAUGGACGUGCACAGCUACGAGCUCGCGCGGCCCAAGGACCCAGUGGCCGACACCCACCGAGACGACGUCAUUGCACUGUACGAAGCGUACGUUGCGAGCUUGCCGCUACCGCCUGUAAUGACCUCGUUGACGACCCAAUACUUGCCGUACGAGCUGGAAGCCAGCGCGACGAACGACGGCUUUUGGAACAACAUUCAGUCGCACCUUCGAGCCACCGGGUAUUUGCACCCGGUGCUAAGCCGGUACUGGGCGGCGCGGCUCUUUGAGUGGUCACCGUCCGUCGCUGUUGCGCUUGCGACGAUGGAGGCGCUCUUGUUUCGGUACGCCGUUGGUGCGACGAGCGCUGAGGUGCUUGGGCUCCUUCGCCUCUACGGCCACGACGCGCCGCCUAAUGACAGCGCUGAGAAGCUUGUUCAGAAGCAGCUACAAGACGCUCUGAGCACCAAGCCCGAUAGUGGCGCGUAGCUACGGCACCAAUAUCUUGCGUAAGCCAGUAUUUUAAGCGCUGGAAUUUCGCCACGGGCCAAUGCAUUACGCUGCAUCUCUG
Molecule: messenger RNA, 2436 nt
Organism: Saprolegnia diclina VS20
Lineage: Eukaryota; Oomycota; Saprolegniomycetes; Saprolegniales; Saprolegniaceae
Exons: 11
Coding region: 30-2354 (774 amino acids)
Source: RefSeq, a predicted model, not a curated record